Erinaceus europaeus (western European hedgehog) is the source of this 7627-nucleotide messenger RNA. RefSeq names its product TUB like protein 4 (gene TULP4). Gene Ontology annotation, molecular function: protein binding. Bases 1866 to 6194 code for a protein of 1442 amino acids. The record is from RefSeq and is a predicted model, not a curated record. The transcript has 15 exons. NCBI's taxonomy places the organism in Eukaryota, Metazoa, Chordata, Mammalia, Eulipotyphla, Erinaceidae.
AGGCGACGCGGGGCGGAGCCUCGCGAGAGGCGGGGGCCGUGCGGCGGCGCGGGCUGCGGGAGGCGGAGGCGGAGAGGCGCCGAGGAGCCGCGGGGCCGCCGCCACGGCGGGCGGGAGAGUGCACAACCCUGGGGCCUCUGAGCUGUGACUCCUCAGAUGAUUCCAGAAAUGAGGGGGAAGACAGACGCCUUCCAUACCAGCUGAAAAAGCGGGCCAGCUCCCUCCAUGCACUGCAAUCCCCCUACGUCGCCAGGCCCAUUCUUGUACUCACCUGAGGAAUCUUACAACUGAUGAAAAUUAAUUUAAGAAUCACAUGGAACAGCUCCACAGCACGGGGGCCAGGUGGCCCGGGAGAAGAAUGCCCCACUGAUGGCCACUUCUCUGUGUGGUCUUCCCAGGUGAAGAGAGUGUGCAGGAAGAAGGAAAAGAAACCUGCCCCAGCCCUAGCCCCCGCGGGACUGCUGCCGCUUAGAAGAAGGGCCAGAGCCCGGAAGGCGGCUGAGGGAGGAGUGUGAUUCCCAGCACUGCUGCUGGCACUUUCCCCAUGACUUGGGCAGCCUGGAACCUCCCAGACUGAAAGUAACGCUUAGCGGGUGGUUGGGAUGCAGGAAAGCGGGCGCCGGUGUGAUGGGAUGCGCUUAACUGCCGACCGGUUCCUUCUGAGUUCAUCGUAUUGAAGACGUUGCACUUUUGUCUCCCUUGCCGCCUCCUGCCCAGAGGUUGGCCCGGCCUUCCCAAAACAGACCCCAGCCAGGGCUGCUCUCCCUUGGUGGACUGGACAGUGGCAGUCGGCAGAACUCAGUGACACCCGGGGGACGGUGGGCACAGCCUGGCUGUGAAUUGUUCUCUUCCCCAUUGAUCCUGAGAAGACUUUGCCUCUAAGUCGAAGCUCGGUGGGCUUCAUUCAGAGGCUUUCUUGUUUGUGUUUGUUUGUUUUGUUCCUCCCUUCUAGAAGGAAACGGAUGUAAUCUUCAGGAGCUGGAGAGGGGGGCGUGUCUAGGAGGGAGAGGGAGGCAGUGGAAUCCUGUAACUGGAGGGUCCAGGAAUCUCCCGCGGUGAACACUCCGGAGCCUCAGAACUUUCCAGCACUUGAUCUCCGUCCACCUCUAUGGCCCUGAGGGCUGUGUGGGCCCUCAGAGGGACUGUCGGGGGGCGCCCCGUGCUUUCUGGGGACACAGCCACUGGCAGGGAAGCCGGCCCAGGCUCCGAGGGGAGGCGUUCCUAGCUCUGAACAGAGGGACGGCGGCUCUCUCUCCUGCCGUCUGCACACACUGGGCCCUGUCCGCAAGCGUCUGUGCCUUCUCUCUCCUGUAUGCAAUCGCUCCAGCUCCUGCAACACGUGUGUGUCUAGCAGAGACAGCCUGCCGCAGGGUGGCCUCAGGGCAGAGGGCCCCACCUCUCCUGUCCCCUCUGCAGGCUGUUUCUGACCAGGAUUGUCCAGCCCCAGGGGUUCUUAAAGCCUUAAGUUACUUGAAAUCCGCACCCUGUGUCCCUGGAGUCCUCUCCCACUUCAACUGGAAUCUUAGACUGAGCCAGCAUAGCCGAGCCGACUGGAAAGCAGAGACCUGGGUCCCAGCAGCCACAGCUUCACGGUGCUCUGUCUCCAGAGGGCCAGCCUGCUGCCCCCCUGAGGACCUGGAGACAGACAUGCACCCCGACACUUCCCUCAUGUGUCACCUGUUGCCGCCGUCGCUGAUCAAGGACUUGUGGCCGUGAUGCAACUGGAAAACCCCGGCCCCCUGACCAGAUCGGGGUCAGUGUGACCCAGAGGGGCCGGGAGGACUUCGCCCGAGACACCGGCCAGCGAGAGAAGCCGGGGACAGCCCUUGGGCCUCGGCGUCGCUGGCUGGGUGAAGGGGGAAAGAAUGUUUGCAGCAGUGGAGCAGGGGCCCGUGCUCUGCAGCGACUCCAACAUCCUGUGCCUGUCCUGGAAGGGGCGCGUCCCCAAGAGCGAGAAGGAGAAGCCGGUGUGUCGCCGGCGCUACUACGAAGAGGGCUGGCUGGCCACGGGCAACGGGCGCGGCGUGGUCGGCGUGACCUUCACCUCCAGCCACUGCCGCCGGGACCGCAACACGCCCCAGAGGAUCAACUUCAACCUGAGGGGCCACAACAGCGAGGUGGUGCUGGUGAGGUGGAACGAGCCCUACCAGAAGCUGGCCACAUGUGACGCGGACGGGGGCAUCUUCGUGUGGAUCCAGUACGAGGGCAGGUGGUCCGUGGAGCUGGUCAACGACCGGGGGGCCCAGGUGAGCGACUUCACAUGGAGCCAUGAUGGGACUCAGGCGCUCAUCUCCUACCGAGAUGGCUUUGUCCUGGUUGGUUCUGUUAGCGGACAGAGACACUGGUCAUCUGAGAUCAACCUGGAAAGUCAGAUCACCUGUGGCAUCUGGACUCCUGACGACCAGCAGGUGCUGUUCGGCACGGCGGACGGGCAGGUGAUCGUCAUGGACUGCCAUGGCCGGAUGCUGGCACACGUGCUGCUGCACGAGGCGGACGGCAUCCUCAGCAUGUCCUGGAACUACCCCGCCUUCCUGGUGGAGGACAGCAGUGAAAGCGACACCGACUCAGACGACUACUCCCCCCCACAGGAUGGCCCGGCCGCCUACCCCGCCCCUGUGCGGAGCGCCAAGCCCCUGCUCACCGUCAGCUUCACGUCGGGGGACAUCAGUUUGAUGAGCAGCUAUGAUGACCUGGCCCCCACCAUCAUUCGCUCAGGGCUGAAAGAGGUGGUGGCCCAGUGGUGCACGCAGGGGGACCUCCUCGCCGUGGCUGGCAUGGAGCGGCAGGCCCAGCUGGGCGACCUCCCCAACGGUCCCCUGCUAAAGAGCGCCAUGGUCAAGUUCUACAACGUCCGUGGGGAGCACAUCUUCACCCUGGACACACUCGUGCAGCGCCCCAUCAUCUCCAUCUGCUGGGGCCACCGAGACUCUCGGCUGCUCAUGGCGUCAGGCCCGGCACUGUACGUGGUGCGCGUGGAGCACCGCGUGUCGAGCCUGCAGCUACUGUGCCAGCAGGCCAUCGCCAGCGCCUUGCGCGAGGACAGGGACGUGGGCAAGCUGGCUCUCCCACCCCGCCUCUGCUCCUACCUCUCGGCUGCCUUCACCCCCACCAUCAAGCCCCCGAUCCCCGACCCCAACAACAUGCGGGACUUCGUCAGCUACCCAUCGGCUGGCAGCGAGCGGCUGCACUGCACCAUGCGGCGCACUGAGGAUGACCCUGAGGUGGGCGGCCCCUGCUACACGCUCUACCUGGAGUACCUGGGCGGCCUGGUGCCCAUCCUCAAGGGCCGGCGUGUCAGCAAGCUGCGGCCGGAGUUCGUCAUCACAGACCCCCGCUCGGACAGCAAGCCAGAUGAGGUGUACGGGAACAGCCUGAUCUCCACCGUCAUCGACAGCUGCAACUGCUCUGACUCCAGUGACAUCGAGCUCAGUGACGACUGGGCUGCCAAGAAGUCGCCCAAAAUCUCCCGGGCCACCAAGUCGCCCAAACUCCCCAGGAUCAACAUUGAGGCCCGGAAGUCCCCCAAGUUGGCACGUGCCGCCCAGGAGCUGUCCCGCUCCCCACGCCUGGCCAUGCGCAAACCCUCCGUUGGCUCACCCAGCCUGGCACGCAGAGAGUUCCCCUUUGAGGACAUCACUCAGCACAACUACCUUGCUCAGGUCACGUCGAACAUCUGGGGAACCAAAUUCAAGAUCGUGGGCUUGGCUGCCUUCCUGCCCACCAACCUGGGUGCAGUCAUCUACAAAACCAGCCUCCUGCACCUGCAGCCGCGACAGAUGACGAUCUACCUCCCGGAGGUGCGUAAGAUCUCUGUGGGCUACGCCGACCUGCCCGUCUUCAACCCCAACGUGUUCAGUGAGGACGAGGAUGACCUGCCAGGGCCCGGCGCGGGCGGCAUCGCCGAGAGCAGCCCGCCCUGCACCCUCAACGUGCCCAUCGCGCCCAUCCACAGCUCGGCGCAGGCCAUGUCGCCCACGCAGAGCCUCGGGCUGGUGCAGUCGCUGCUGGCGCAGCACAACGUGCAGCUGGACGUGCUGAGCGGCCCGGCCGAGCCCGCGGGCAACGCCGUCAACCCCUACCCCGCGCCCGGCCGCUACCCCAGCCCCGGCCAGCUCAUCUUCGGGGGCCUGGAGCUCGGCCGCCUGGGGCCCCCCGCGCUGGCACUGCCGCCGCCGCCGCCGCCGCCGCCGCCCCCGCCCCCACCGGGCGAGCCGGAGCCCGAACCCCCGCAGAGGCCCCGGGCGUCCCGCCCGCCGCCGCCGCCGCCGCCGCCGCCGCCGCCCCCCCCCGACGACGCGCCACCGCCUGAGCCGCCCGGGCCCCGCCUGGCACCGCCGCCGCCCUACCCGGGCACCAUCCCCGCCGCGCCCACCACGGCCGCGCCGCCGCCGCCGCUGCCCCUGCCGCCCGCGCCCCCGCCGGCCCGGCCCGGCCCCGAGCUGCCCGCGCUGCCCGCGCCGCCGGGCUACGAGCGCAUCACCACCUUCGACAGCAGCGGCAACGUGGAGGAGGUGUGUCGGCCGCGCGCGCGCGCUCUCGGGCCCUGCGCGCCCCCGGGCAGCGCCGCCACGCUGCGCGUCACCGCGGCCGAGAAGCGCGCGCGCCCGCCCUGCGCCGCCGCCGCCGCCGCCGCCCUCGCCCGCCUGGCCGCGCCGCGCUACCCCGGGCCGCCCGGGGACCCGCCGCCCUACCCCGACGCCGCGCCGCCCGGCCGCGGCCUCAUCCACGCCACGCUGCGCCGCAACAACCGCGACGCCGUGGCCCUGCUGCGCGCGCCCGCCGAGCCCCCGCGCGCGCCCCCGCCGCCGCCGCCGCACCCCCGCGCGCGCGCGCCCCCGCGCCCGCCGCCCGCGCUCUACACCUGCCGCCAGUGCAGCGGGGGCACCUCGGGGCCCGGGGGGCUGCCCCCCGCCGGCCUGGGCCUGGGCCCCGGCCCCGCCUACAGCCUGCUGGGCGCGCUCCCCGCCGUGCCCGCGCCCCGGGAGCGGGAGCGCGCGGACUAUGUGAACUCGGCCUUCUCGGAGGACGAGGCCCCGCGCCCCGCGCCGCCCGAGCCCGCCGCGCCCGCCGCCAAGCGCCCGCCGCCCUACCCCUGGGAGCCGGGGCCCGGCGAGGACGUGUGGGUGCCCCAGGACCGGGCGCCCCUCAAGCUGCCGCCGCCCUUCGAGGCCCCCAAGGCGCCCGCCAGCCCCGCGGCCGCCUUCCCGCCCGGCUACCCGGGGGCGCCCUUCGCGGGGGCCUACGGCGCGCCCCCGCUGCCCGCGCCCUGCGCCCCCAAGGACGCCCUGGCCCCCGCGCAGUUCGCGCAGCCGGACCCCGCCUACCCGGCCGGCCUGGCCUACUGCCCCGGGCCCCCCCUGUACCCCGGUGGCGCCGCCUGCCCCGCGCUGCAGCUGCCGCCCGUCGCCCUGCACCCCUGGGGCGCCUACGGCCAGCCCCCCAAGGCCCACCUGCUGCCCGACAAGCCGCUGGGCUCCCCGCCGCCCGCCGAGCUGCCGGCGCCCCUGGGCCCCGAGGCGGUGGCCGAGGCGGCCGACAGCUUCCAGGAGGUGCUGUCCCUGAGCGAGAGCCCCGCGCCGCAGCGCGCAGACAAGCCCCGCAAGGGCCGCAAGCGGCUGGACGAGGGCAGCGCCGCCCGCAAGGAGGCCCGCACCCUGGGCGACUUCAACGCGCUGCUCGCCAGCCCGCGCCUGGGCCGCGACAAGAAGAAGGCCAAGGGCCCCCGGGAGCCGCUCAAGGCCAAGAAGCUGAGCAAGACGGCCGAGUUCCAGGACAGCUCGGAGAGCGAGCCGGAGCUCUUCCUGGGCGGCGACGAGCUGGUGAGCCAGAGCCAGGCGGCCCGCAAGGGCUGGAAGAGCAAGCGCAGCCUGCGGGGCGCGGCGGGCGAGUCCGAGGACCCGCGCUGCCGCAAGGCCAGCGACCACGACGGCCGGGCCUGCAGCCGCGGCUUCGUCUACGUCAUGGCCAACAAGCAGCCGCUGUGGAACGAGGCCACGCAGGUCUACCAGCUGGACUUCGGCGGCCGCGUCACCCAGGAGUCCGCCAAGAACUUCCAGAUCGAGCUGGAGGGCCGGCAGGUGAUGCAGUUUGGAAGGAUUGACGGCAACGCCUACAUCUUGGACUUCCAGUACCCCUUCUCGGCCGUGCAGGCCUUCGCCGUCGCCCUGGCCAACGUGACCCAGCGCCUCAAGUGACAGAUGAGCUGUCCCCGGCAGCCCAAGGCGGAGGAGGGGAUGCGGACAGGGCACCGGCCGUGCCCCUCGCUGUCUGUCUGGCCUCUUGUCCCUCAUCACUGUCUUUCUUCUUUCUGCUUGUGAGCAAGAUGACGCGGGAACAGGCCCAGGCUGGAGCGGGGCUUCUGGAAGAGGAGCUGGGCCUGUAGUGUCCAGCCGCGGCCACGUGGGGGUGCCACCAGGCCUGAGGGGUCCCACUCCCUACACCAGGGUGCAGACACUCCCCCCAGAGGCAACCUGGUUGAUGAAGAGUAUUUGGGGACGCACUGUUUAAGUCCAUUAGAGGGAGGCUUCCCCCAGGAGGGAAGUGUGGGAUGAGACAGGCCCAAUGGGGAGUGGGAGUGUCCAGGGCCUCCAAGGUCCUUUGCAGGGCAUGUCUGCCCCACUCCAUGGGGCCCCACGGUGCGGUGAGAGUGCGAGACACAGAGCCCAAGGGGGGACCAGCUGCCUUCUGGCCCAGAAGUCUCCCUGGCCCCUCCCCAGCCCCUGCCGCCCAGCCCUGCCCUUGCCAGGGCUCUGGCCAGGGUACUGAGAGCAGUAGUUGCCGCUGUGCUCGGCCCCGCAAUCUUCUCUAGAAUAGCAGGGUGCUUGGUGACGUGGGCACAGUGCUUCGCGGGGAGCUGGGCACUGGUGAAGCUGUGGCCCUUAAGGUAGGUGGCAGAUAAUUGCUCACUGAGACACCUGGGCUUCAGUGACCUGGGGUCCCCAUUCCCCUCCUGAGGACAGGCCCCCGAGACCCACUUACCUUUGCAAGCAGAGAAAUAGGAAGAUUCUACAGUCAAAUCCCUCCAAGAUCAUUUUUUCAUUCCCCGUUCUUGCUUUAAAAUUUCGAAAAAGAAGCCAGCUGUCUUCACGCCUUCUGUUCUUCCAGAGAGGAAGGGAUCAGGGGCAGGAGAGGUUUGUCACCAGGCAGGGCAUGUCCCAGCAGGUCCCCGAGUUCCCGAGUCCCCGUUUUGUACACCAAGCCUGGUCUGGGGCGUGAACUCUUUCUUCCCACAAGGGGUUAGCAGUGUGUGCAGAGGUGUCUGGUUCUUUUAUCUGAGUUUCUGUAGCUUGGUAGAUGUUCCGAUGCUUAUUAUCAGUUGAGCAGUUAUGGCUGCAGCCUGUUUCUCAGAUAAUUUAAAUGCAAUUCUGUUUUCUUGUCCGAGAAAUGAUUAUUUAUCUUGCUUUCAUAGUGUUCUUAGGAAUUAUUUUGUUAUUAUGUGUUGGUGAGUUAAACCCAUUUUAUUAUUUAUUUAGAAAAAAAACCAGGAUGGUUUGUAAUGACGUAUUUGGUAGCAGUCUCUCUCACUGCAAGAAAUAAAGAGGAAAGCUUUUUUCUGAAUGAUAUGAACCUUUGUAAUUGGGGAGACAUCUCUACAUCAUCCUUUAAAAGUAAAUUUUUUCAUUUUGGA